Acipenser ruthenus (sterlet) is the source of this 6111-nucleotide messenger RNA. RefSeq names its product UBX domain-containing protein 7-like. The record is from RefSeq and is a predicted model, not a curated record. Gene Ontology annotation, molecular function: ubiquitin binding. The coding region runs from base 96 to 1661 and encodes 521 amino acids. Gene Ontology annotation, cellular component: nucleus. Gene Ontology annotation, biological process: proteasome-mediated ubiquitin-dependent protein catabolic process. The transcript has 11 exons. NCBI's taxonomy places the organism in Eukaryota, Metazoa, Chordata, Actinopteri, Acipenseriformes, Acipenseridae.
AUCACGUGUACCUUACCUAAGGGUGGGGUUAGAGUUCGCGGGUAUAGCAGCUCAAUGCGCAUGCGGUCUGGACUGUUGUUGUCGGUGGCGGUAAGAUGGCGGCGCUAGGGGAUGCAUCAGCUCCGGGACUGAAUGGGUUAAUACAGCAAUUUACAGCCAUAACGGGGGCCACCGAGAGUGUGGGCCAACACAUGCUGGAAGCAUGUAACAACAACCUGGAGAUGGCAGUCACCAUGUUCCUGGACGGAGGUGGCAUAGCAGAGGAGCCCAGUACCAGCUCUGCCGGGACCUCAACCAGCAGAGCACCCCCACAUGCAGACGAUGAGGUGCGAGCGCCUAUUCCACAGAAGCAGGAUAUUUUGGUGGAACCAGAACCACUUUUUGGUGCUCCCAAACGACGGAGGCCUGCGAGAUCCAUAUUUGAUGGAUUUCGGGAUUUCCAGACGGAAACAAUUCGUCAGGAGCAGGAACUUUGGAAUGGCAGCGCAGUUGAUAAGAAGCUCAGCACUCUGGCAGACCUCUUUAGGCCACCUAUAGACCUCAUGUAUAAGGGCAGCUUUGAAACAGCAAAAGAGUGUGGUCAGAUGGAGAACAAAUGGCUGAUGAUAAACAUCCAGAACGUACAGGAUUUUGCAUGCCAGUGCUUGAAUCGGGAUGUGUGGAGUAACGAGGCUGUCAAAGCCAUCGUUCGGGAGCACUUUAUCUUCUGGCAGGUAUACCAUGACAGUGAAGAGGGACAGCGAUACAUACAGUUCUACAAACUGAAUGAAUUUCCUUAUAUCUCCAUUCUCGACCCAAGGACAGGCCAGAAGCUAGUGGAGCUGCACCAGCUGGAUGUGAAUUCUUUCUUGGAGCAGCUGACAGGCUUCCUCACUGAGCACGGCCAGCUCGAUGGACUCUCCAGCAGCCCACCCAAGAAGAGAAUGUGCUCAGAGAGUCUCAUAGAUGCCAGUGAGGACAGCCAGCUGGAAGCUGCAAUCCGCGCUUCUCUGCAGGAGACGCAUUAUGAGUCCAACGAUCCGAAGAUCGACUAUCACUCGGAGGAGGAGUCGGAGGCAGAACCAUUUUCAGACAGCGAGGGGUUAAUCUCCGUAGACGGCUCAGACGAUGACGUGGUGGCGGAACAGCCCCAGCCUCAGCCUCAGCCUCAACCUCAACCCCAACCCCAAUCACAACCCAAGCCUCAGCCUCCAACCCAGUGUCAGGACAGCCCCUCCAAAUCAAAGAAAUCUCCCCACAAGGAAUCCAGCCACAGGAAAGAGGAAAGUAAAAAGAACCAUUUGGAGUUCCCUGCAAGGACUGAGGCACCUAAAGACACUGGUGCAGGUAACAACCACCACGCAGAGCCAGCAGGGAACUCAGGGGUAUCGGAGACACAGGAGGAGGAGCCAUGCUGUCCGGAGCUGCUGGAUGACAAUGGGCCAAAGGCAAGACUGAUGCUGCGAUACCCAGAUGGACAGCGGGAGCAGAUCUCUCUGCCAACACACAGCAAGCUCCUGGCUUUGGUGAAGCACGUACAGUCCAAGGGGUACCCUAACGAACGCUUUGAACUUGUAACAAACUUCCCCCGACGAAAGCUUUCUCACUUGGACUAUGACAUUACGUUACAAGAUGCUGGUCUUUGCCCUCAAGAGACUGUCUUUGUACAGGAAAGGAAUUAAUGAAUGCUGGGGGUAGCUUCCCCAAGGCACCACAAGCAGCCAGACCUAGCAGGAAAAGGGAGACUGUACUGCUCAGCCUGUACUCUGCACUUUCUUCCCUUAACCUCCAGUUUUCUGUCCUUAAAAACAAGAAGACCCUGAAGGCAGUGGCUAGCUAGGGGGGAGGCUCAAUAUACAACUGUCUUUUGACAUAGCAAGCUCAAGUCAAUCACAAGAAUGACUAAUCAGAUUUCAACAACUUAUACAAAUCCAGGAGUCCUUGGCAUGUCUACGGACCAGGAAGAAGAGUACUUGUUAGGUUUUGUUAAGCAAUUUGUGCUUUAUUACCAAUUAGAUAGAUUGUCUAGGUAUGUGUUUGUUUUUUUUGUUUUUUUUUUCCCAGAAAGAAUAAACUGAUGGUAAAAUUUAUUAUAAUCUCAAAAUCACACAGGACAAAUCUGCUCACUUUAGAAGUGCUUAGCAGAUUACCAAAUGUUGUCAGAGAAUGAAAGCAGUGGAUCAGUGGUAUUACUGUACAGUAUACAGUCAGUGGCACCACGUUUAUGAGCAGAUCAUUGGACUUUCUGCAGUCUGGUAUAUGUAAAGGCCUCUCGUUUCUUGUCUCAUUUGAUCUUGAAUUUCGCUUUAUAACAUUGUCUGCUAUAGUAAAUAAGAUUUGUGCUUGUAAAUCAUGUUGGGUAAGGCCCAUGGAAAGUGCUGGCCGUUCAGACUUCAAGAACUGCAGAUCAAGCUAACACUAUCAAGCCAUACAGGAUUACAUACAUAAAGCCUACGUGCUGAGGUGAACAAAAGGUGAUUUUUUUCUUUUAAGAUGGUUUUGUUAAAUUAUGAUUGAAGAUAUUGUUACUGUUUUUUUUUCUAUAACUUUUACCAUCUAGCAAUACCACUUUAAAUCUCGCUGCUACAACUGCUGUCGCUACUGUUUAAAUCUACCGAUAGCAAAUGUGGCAUUUUGUUUCCGAUUCUCAUGGUUGAUUCCCCGUUUUGAUUGGCUGAAUAGAACGGCUUGCAUUAGAAAGUUUCAAGCGACACCCCAGAAAUAACUGCACACUUGCAUUUUUCUUUCUGUAAUAGUGAGUAUGCUAUAAUAAGGAUAACAAUUAUUUUUUUUCUUUGUUAAUAAAUACUGUUUUUUUGAGGUUGCAAGAAGUUCAACUUAAUCACCAAAGGGAAUUGUUAUAAAUAUAUAUAUAUAUAUAUAUAUAUAUAUAUAUAUAUAUAUAUUUUUUUUUUUUUUAAAUGUUGUUUUCUGUUUGCACUCCAUAUAUGUAACAUUUGAUGGCCUUUUACUACAGAAUGUCUCCCACCUUCAUUUGGAAACUUGUUUUUUGUUUUCAUAAUGCACCCCUGCUUAUGUUCCCAUUAUCUACAGUUUAUAGGUAUUGGGAGAGAUACCGGUCCUUCUAUCCUUUUUAUAGUUACAGAUGUGUGACAUGUUUACUUUACUAAUGAUCCAAGACAUCAUUUUUUAAUUCAACAAUAUCUAAUAAUAGGUAUUUUGCACUGAGAGACUUCUAACCUCUUCAGCCUGUAUUUGCCCUUUACUUUCUCAGUUACUUCUGCCUUUCUGUCCCAUUUUCUAAUUGGAAUUAGCAAGAGAUAGGCCUUUCAGUGCAAAAUUAUCAUUCCAUUGCCAUAUCAACAGAACAAUUGAAAGUAAGUAACAGUUGUGCACAUCUCUAUUAAUAUCUGUGCUGUUUCUAUUUGGGGACCAAGCAACAUUUACCUGGACAAGAAGGUAACAAGUGCUAUUUAACAUGAAGUGGGGAUAAACAGUUCAAUAGUGUGAUGGGCAGCCCAGUCGGCUAUGGGAAGUAAAACAUUUAAAUUGCCCCAAAAAAAUAAGCUUGUGGAUGUUUGUAGAAUGCUGUGUCACUUAUGUGAAAUGUGCAAAUAUAAUUAUUCAGCAGCGGUUUCCAGCUGGAGAAAGCUAAUUGUCUUGGACCAGUGGGGCAUUCACCCCAAUAAACAGAGCAGUAAUACUUUUUCAUUGAGACAUCGUAUCUUUGUUUGUUCAUAUUUUACCUUGUUUACCUUGCAUUUAAAGAAACAUGCCGUUCUUUAUGGCACCUUUCCUGGAGUUACAGUUCUGCUGUAACACUUUGUACCGUUAUCAGUACAGUUGCACUGUUAACAACAUGAAACGAUACACGGUCAAGGUGUCGGGACGAAUUUUCACUGUGUAAGACGGGUUCCUGAAAUGCUCUCCUGGGUCUGGCUCCUCUUUACUGCUAUUUCAAUGUGAAGUGCUAGAAAUAUUUUGUUAUUCUCCACAAAAUAAAGGAAGAGCAGAUUUUUUAAAGAUUUACCCCAACUUUGCAAAAGUCAACUUAGUCAUAUGUUUCAAAAGCUAAACUUGGACAAAUCUCCCAAGCUCCUUAUUCCAAAGUACAAUUUGCACCGUUUUUUGAGAAAUCAAAACAAAACUUAAUGUUGCUAAACUAGUAAUAAGUCAGAGGUUAAUUUAAGGACUUAAUAGCAAGCAUGUCAGUUUUGAAAAAUAAACAGUUUAAUUUUCCUUCAAUAAAAGUAGAGCAGAUUGCCCCAAGUCAUUGGUAAAGUAGACACUGGUGCACAGUAUCUGAUCCAGUUUAUUCCUACAAAUGAAAGUAUUAUCUUAACUAAAACACAUCAUGAAAUAUUGUCUAAGGCUUAUGUACAUCUGUUUUGAUUAAUUAAAUAAAGCGCUGUUGCUGCAUGAAUCUUUUCCAGACUGUUAAUAAACCAGCAACUGUCGAGAACUUGAGUUAAUCCCAAACACAGCUUUGUGAAUAGGGACCAUCGUAUCUUGACAAAAUGCUGUGAAUGAUUUAAUGUCAUAAAUACCUCACUUAAUUUCAAAGAAAAUCUCACUGGAAAAGAUGGUCCAGAGAAAGCAGAUGGCACUUGUGAUAGAAGUGUCAGACUGUGACAGUAAUCGGGGAAGCAGCUGGUGGUGUGUGCUCUGUGAUUACUUCCGUUUCCCUUCUCUUCAUACACAGUAACUAAAACCUGGGAUAGGACACCCGAGCCUAACGGGCAGCUGGGGUGGUCAUUCACACAAUACUAACAAUUACUGUAUUGAAAUGAAUGCAAUUUGAAAGCCUGCAUGUUAGCAGCUAUAGGUGCUUUUUUGUUUCAAAAUGUUGACCAAAAUAUUUUCCUGGUAAUAAACUGCUGUCUUCUGCUGCCAAUGUAAAUAGUACACAAUUAGCUCUAUCAGAAUUACGAUGAAAAAGUAGACCUACAUUCACCGUAUGUACAGUACUUGUAAGAUUCAUCACAAAUGGCUAAAUGGUGCCUCUGCUGUAUUCUCCCUUUUAAAUGUUCACCAUAGUAAAAGGAUUACAAAGUGUAAUAAAACAUAGGUAAGCACUAUAAAGAAAUACAAGGUUUAGUACAGCAUAUUAUUCAGCAUGGCAAACCAGGGAAAAAUAUGGUACAUGCAUAGUAUAAUCAUGAGAAAAGCAUGGGAAAACUGCAAAAAUACUGGUAAACUUUGAGAAGGGCCUAGCUGGUGAUAAUAAAAUAAGGAUUGUAGUUCCACCUUUGUAAAGUCUGCACCAUGAAAAGGAAAAGGUUAUAUAGCCAGUUCUUCUUGUGAAAUACAAUGCACAGUCCUUGGUACUGUAUUCCACAAAAGAAUAACAUAAUAUAUUUUACUGCCCCCAGGGAUUCAGGGGCAUCUGAGAUAGCAUUCCCUUCAGGCUAAUUUCAGUUUAAGUUGGCUCCUAUGAUGUGGGUUUGAAUGGGUUUUAAAACUGUUUUUCAAAGCUACUUCAGACAUUCGCAGAGCCUUUUGUACAAAAAGAAAGUCUCCCCUUCUCUUGCAUGUUUGUAUACAUCAUUCAUGCUGUUUGGUGUUCAUUAGGAAAAUAAAGUUACCAUUGAUGAGACUAAGAUGUUGUGUAGCAAAGGUAUGUGUAAACUAUAAUGUAUCCAUCAUUUAAGUCAAUACUGUGUAAGAGCUGUCUGAUACAAAGCCAGACUUCUUAGGUUUUAAUAUAUUUGAUUUCCAUGUAUGUUUCUUACUUGCAGUGUGAAAAUACCUUUUCCUUUCACCCUUCCUCCCUAAAAUAAGAAGUUGGAGAGUGUGCAAAACCCUCGCUUUCACUUCAGGUAUCCGCACCCUGUAUUGAGUAAAGCGGGCUGCUUAGUAAUGGCUUGAUCUGUAAGUACAAGACAGAAGAGGUUUUGGAGACAGCUUUGUGUCUGUGUAUUGGGUGUUCACAAUUGUACAACCGCUUUUAUACAAUUCGUCUUAAUAUUGUAACAUUUUAUCUGAAAAUAAAAAGUGCUUUUCCAAUUUGCCCGUCCCAUUCUUCUGUUUUAAAAGCGAGUGGGAAAUUCAAUUUUAAGUGUAAAACAAGCAAAAAGUGAGGUAUAAUAAGGCUAAAAGUUGUGUUUUAUUAAGUUUUGAAUUAGACCUCAGCCUUUUAUAAACUGCAAUAAAGUGCAUUUUGAUACAUUG